Penicillium macrosclerotiorum is the source of this 2160-nucleotide messenger RNA. Its product is annotated as M3 family metallopeptidase. NCBI's taxonomy places the organism in Eukaryota, Fungi, Ascomycota, Eurotiomycetes, Eurotiales, Aspergillaceae. Gene Ontology annotation, biological process: peptide metabolic process; proteolysis. The record is from RefSeq and is a predicted model, not a curated record. The transcript has 3 exons. The coding region runs from base 1 to 2160 and encodes 719 amino acids. Gene Ontology annotation, cellular component: mitochondrial intermembrane space. Gene Ontology annotation, molecular function: metalloendopeptidase activity.
AUGGCUCCCGGUCACCUCCGCCGUCCGCCACAGGCCCCGCCCACAUUCACUGCGACCCCGCAGUCUUUGGUGGCUGAUGCGGAGCGUCUCAUCAACGUCUCCCGAGCCGUCCAGGAUAAGGUCGUCGCUGAGGUCAAACCGGAAGCGGCUACAUUUGCCAGUGUAUUGACUCCUCUGGCGCAAGAUGAGAAUGUCAUGGCCCUUGAAGCGCACAUUUUGGGCUUCUACCAGGCCGUAUCAACGGACCAGAAGCUUCGUGAUGCCUCUUCCAAGGCCGAGGAACUCAUGGAUGAGUUCUUCAUCGAAUCCGGCAUGCGGGAGGAUGUCUACAAGCUGGUUGAUGCGGCGUUGAAUAAGAAUGAGAGUCUGGCCCCGGAAUCCCGCCGCCUGCUGGAGAAGGAGCACAAGGGAUUUGUUCGGAACGGAUUGGGUCUCCCUGCGGGUCCUCAGCGCGCUCGCUUCAAGGAGAUCAAGAAGCGUCUCAGUCAGCUCAGUAUUGAAUUCCAGAAAAACCUGAAUGAAGAGAAUGGUGGGAUCUGGUUCACUCUGGAGCAACUGAACGGUGUCCCCGAGGACGUCCUGUCUGGACUGAAACGUGGCGAGGGGGAAAAUGCCGACAAGCUCUGGUUGACUUUCAAAUACCCGGAUCUCUUCCCGACAAUGAAGUAUGCCACCAAUCCAGAGACCCGGAAGCAGGUCAUGAUCGCCAACGAGAACAAGUGCAACCAAAAUGUGCCCUUGUUCCGCGAGGCGAUUGUGCUGCGUGACGAGGCCGCUCGCCUGCUGGGAUAUCCCAACCACGCCGCCUUCCGCAUCGAGGACAAGAUGGCCAAAACCCCGGAGACCGUCGACAAUUUCUUGGGCGAUUUGCGCUCCCGUUUGAUCGCUGGAGGACAGCAAGAGAUCAAAACCCUAAUGGAAUUCAAGAAAGCUACUGACCCCAAGUCCGACGGUCGCUACUAUCUGUGGGAUCACCGGUUCUAUGACCGUGUAAUGCUGGAGAAGGACUACUCACUGGACCAGCAACUUAUUGCAGAGUACUUCCCGCUGCAAACCACCAUCCAGGGUAUGUUGAAGAUUUUCGAGGAGUUGUUUGGCUUGGAGUUUGUUGAGAUUGUCGGUGAGGACCGCGCCUCUGUGGCUCCUACCGGUAAGGGCAACGAUAUUGUCUGGCACAAGGAUGUUCAGGUGUUCAGCGUUUGGAAUGAUGAAGGUGAGGGAAGUGACUUUGUCGGAUACUUGUAUCUGGAUCUGUUCCCUCGUGAGGGCAAGUAUGGUCACGCCGCCAACUUCAACCUUCAGCCGGGUUUCAUUGCUGCUGAUGGCAAGCGCCGCUACCCUGCCACCGCACUGGUGUGCAACUUUACCAAGCCGACCCCCAAGAAGCCUAGUCUGCUUAAGCACGACGAGGUUGUGACCCUCUUCCACGAGUUGGGCCAUGGGAUCCACGACUUGGUCUCGAAAACCAUCUACUCCCGCUUCCAUGGCACCAACACUGUCCGCGACUUUGUCGAGGCUCCUAGCCAAAUGCUUGAGAACUGGUGCUGGACACCAUCCCAGCUGCGCUCUCUCAGCCGUCAUUAUUCUACUCUCUCGCCUGAAUAUCUGGCCGGAUGGCAAGAAGCCAACCAGGCCCGCAGCGGUGGUAAAACCGCCUCCGGGCCGCCGUCUGAGCGUAUCCCGGAUGAUGUUAUUGAGAACCUCAUCCGCACGAAGCACGUCAAUGGCGCCCUAUUUAACCUGCGCCAGCUGCACUUCGGUAUCUUCGAUAUGACCGUUCAUGAGCCCAAGAGCCACGCCGAGAUUGAGGGUGUCGCCAUUUCUGCCACCUAUAACCGUCUGCGACAGGAGAUCACCCAAAUGGAUGGCCCCGAAGCGCUUGGCGCUGGCGACGAAUGGGGUCACGGCGAGGCAACUUUUGGUCACUUGAUUGGUGGCUACGAUGCCGGGUACUACGGUUAUCUGAGCUCCCAAGUAUACUCCACCGACAUGUUCUACACCGUGUUUAAGGAUGAUCCCAUGAACAAGGCUGCGGGUCGUCGCUACCGGUAUCAGGUACUGGAGAAGGGAGGUAGCCAGGACGAGAUGACUACGCUAACCAACUUUUUGGGUCGCGAGCCGCGCACCGAUGCGUUCUACCAGGACCUUGGACUGGCGUAG